AGCUCUCAGUUUGAAUGGGCUCAGCAGACGCUUGUCUGUCUUUUCGAUCCCCAUGAGCAGACAAGACAUUAUCCAUGCUUAUCGAAACCUCCACAAGGCUACACUAAAAGCCAUUUGCUACUCCAAGCCCGCAAGUCACACCGCUCGAUCUAUCCUCAAUGAUACCUUCAAAAAGCGUCCUCAAGAUGAUUUCGAUGCCAUUCGGAUUCAAAACACCCUGAAGUUUCUCCAAGCCGCUGCGGAUUAUGCAGGUUAUGAACACAAGAUCCUGAAGAAUCUGCUCUACGUGAAAUGGUGGCAAUCACGUGAGUCCAAGCGAACCAUAACAUCAUCGUCUAACAGCGACUUUGCGCGCCACAUACGGGAACAGAGCACGCUGCAAUACUCUGCGACUUUAACCAUGCUCAACGAGAGCCUGGGCACGUGUCUAACCAUAUAAGGUUCUACACACCGGGAUGCGGUCACAUGCGAGGAGGGCAAUUGAGAAGACCCAUCUCGACCCAAUGUGAAACAGGCGUGCGCAUCGUGGCUAGAUUGUGCUUUCCACCGCAUCAUGCUGUCAUUCCACUCGAAUUUGUCGAGCGCCAAAUGACAGUCCAGCAGGAAUUUGCAGGAGGCGUUCCAGACUACACGUAAGCGCCCGAGUCUGUGACGACCACUUUCCGAGUUGAAUCCCGAGCGUCUACAUAAAAAUACGCAUUUCAAAUCGACAAGAGCUUGCUUAUCACUCAUUCGGGUUACUGUGAUGUGACUAGAUAAUUCAUUUCUUCACUGACA
Messenger RNA from Exophiala mesophila, 777 nucleotides. RefSeq lists its product as uncharacterized. The coding region runs from base 53 to 439 and encodes 128 amino acids. NCBI's taxonomy places the organism in Eukaryota, Fungi, Ascomycota, Eurotiomycetes, Chaetothyriales, Herpotrichiellaceae. The record is from RefSeq and is a predicted model, not a curated record. The transcript has 2 exons.